GCCUACCAAACCUCAGAGGAGGCGGUUACGCAGGACUCUGCGGCUUUUGGGAUCCGAGGAAGCAGGCAGGACCACAGCCCAAGUUUACUGAGACAGAAGUCACAGCAGGGUUAUGCCCUCCAGGGCAAGAGGAAGGGGAUUUCUUGAAUAAUGAAAACUUCUAAGUUUAAAGGAAAAGAUUUGUGAAUUGGACUGCAUUUAAAUUCAUCCAAAUUACAACAUAAAGAAAAUGAAAAAAUGGAUGAAUAAGACAAACCUGCCAGAUCCGAAGGAGGUGGCAGCCAUUGAGGCUAGAAAAAAUCAAGAAAAACAGCAACAGAGCCGAUUCGUCAAUGUGCGGACCCAGGUCAUGGGGGUGGAUGUUAAAGCCCUCGACAGCCAGGUGGAAGAGCGAAAGUUUCGAGAGGCAACAGAGCAGAGCAAGGAGGCAGCUUAUGCUACUUACCAGAAGCAGUAUGAUAUGGUAGCCCAGAUGCUAGAGAAGGAAGAGGCAGAACGGACACGUCGGCUGGCCAAGAAAGUCCAGGAAUUUCGAGAGCAAAAGCAGCAGGUCAAGAACAAGCAGGAAAUUGACUUUUGGGAUCCUAGCCGACAGUGGAUGGAGUAUCCAGCCUAUCUCAGGGACAGCGAAUCCUGCUAUGGUCCAUCCAGCCUGCAGUACUUUGCAAGGGAGGACCUGGAGAAGGCCACAUGCCUGAAAAUGCAGCAGGAGCAGUUCAGGCAAAGCCUGGAGAAGCAGCUGAAGGAGCGACAACAAGUCAGGGUUGAUAAGAAGUAUUCAGAUCUGCUCGAUGACCAGCUGCGCCUAGCCGUGGAUACACGGGCCGCCCAGCUGGCCAAGCUGGAGGAGUCCUGUCGUGUGGCCAUGAUGACUGCCAUGGCCAACGCCAACAAAGCCCAGGCAGCUGAAAUGGCUCAGCGGCAGCGCCAUGAGCAACGCCAUGAACAGGAGGCUAACCUCAAGGAGAUCCAGAAACAGGUCACGAGUAAUGUACUGACUGAGAACCCCCAGACUACCCAAAACCCUGUGGCUCCCCACCGGGUCCCACUCCAUUGUUGGAAGGGCAUGACUCCAGAUCAGUGUGCUGCCAUCAAGAAAGCCCAAAAGGUGCAACACCAUGAAAAGGAGGCACAGCGCCGGGCUGAACAAGCACUGGAUGCCAAAAGGGAAAGUCAGACCUUGAGCUUGGCCCAGGCAGCACUGCAGCUAGAAGAGCAAGAGAAGGAACUUUGUGCUGUAUUUCAAAGGGGGCUGGGCUCCUUCAAUCAGCAGCUGGCUACAGAGCAAAAAGCUCAGCAGAAUUAUCUGAAUUCGAUAAUCUACACCAAUCAACCUACAGCCCAAUAUCACCUGCAGUUCAAUACCAGCAGCCGCUGAGCUCAGGAUGGUCAUCUCUUCUCCCUCAUCAAACUCACAAAGGCUUGGAGUCAGAGAUGAAAAUGCUGAAGGCCUCCUCCACCAAUCCAUCCCCCCAAUAUCCCUACCUUUGACCCUAGUUA
Molecule: messenger RNA, 1500 nt
Organism: Prionailurus viverrinus (fishing cat)
Lineage: Eukaryota; Metazoa; Chordata; Mammalia; Carnivora; Felidae
Gene: RIBC1
Product: RIB43A domain with coiled-coils 1
Exons: 8
Coding region: 230-1378 (382 amino acids)
Source: RefSeq, a predicted model, not a curated record